AACAUUCAUAUCUCUCUCUCUCUCCCCUGAUUGGCAAUAAGACACGUUCAAAUCUAAUCUAUAUCUCCCUAUUCCAAUUCCGUACAUACGCUGCUUAUUCCUUUGCAUAAUCUCUCUUCUUCAGUGAUUGUGUGCAUCGUCAAGUUUGACUUUCAUUCUGGAUCGUGUUUGAACGAUUGCUAGCUUUUGAGAAGAGCAAUGAGUUAUUCUGCAGCCGGACAAGGAAAGAAUAGCUCAGGUAAAAGGAGAAUAAGUGAUCUUUUAACUCAAUCUGAUAACCGAGUCUGCGCUGAUUGUAGCGCUCCAGAUCCUAACUGGGCGUCAGCAAAUAUCGGAGUGUUCAUAUGCUUGAAAUGUUGCGGUGUGCACAGAAGCCUUGGUACUCAUAUCUCAAAGGUCUUAUCUGUGACAUUGGAUGAAUGGUCAGAUGAUGAAGUGGAUUCAAUGAUUGAAAUUGGAGGAAAUGCCUCUGCAAAUUCAGUUUACGAGGCAUUUAUACCUGAUGGUGUCUCUAAGCCUGGACCUGAUGCUAGUCAUGACCAACGUAUGCAGUUUAUCAGGUCAAAAUAUGAACACCAAGAGUUUCUAAAACCAAGCUUGAGGAUCACAUCCGUGAAGGGAUCAAAUUCAUCAUCAUCACAACAGCCGCAUCUUGAAGGAAUGGUUGAGUUUAUUGGAUUGUUGAAGGUGACUCUUAAAAAAGGAACCAAUCUAGCUGUCCGAGAUACGAGGACAAGCGAUUCUUAUGUUGUGUUGACUCUCGGACAACAGACUGCAAAAUCAACUGUAAUGAAGAGCAACUUAAACCCGGUUUGGAACGAGGAACUCAUGCUCUCUGUUCCUCAUGACUAUGGCUCAGUGAAGUUGCAAGUGUUUGAUUAUGACGCAUUCUCUGGUGAUGACAUAAUGGGAGAAGCUGACAUUGAUAUCCAACCUCUGAUCACAUCCGCAAUGGCUUUUGGAGACCCUGAAAUGUUUGGAGAUAUGCAGAUUGGUAAAUGGCUUAAAUCGCGCGACAAUGCUCUUAUAGAGGACAGCAUCAUCAACAUUGCAGAUGGGAAAGUGAAGCAAGAGGUUCACAUCAAGCUUCAGAAUGUCGAGUCUGGUGAAUUAGAACUAGAACUUGAGUGGCUGCGUCAAGACCAUUCAUUGCAUAAAAGAAUCUAAAGCUCAUCGUAAUGAUAAUGUCUUUUUUUUAUUUCCUUUACGUCCUGCAGUUGGAUCUGUUCACGACUCUAAAGGCACUAUCUUUGUUGGGAGUGUUUCUUUUGUUCGUUGGACACAGAACACUGUCUCACCUAGCAGCAGCAUCGAACAAGUUGAAAUCUGCUUGAAUAUUCAUCACUAUGGUGGAUCUUAUAUGGAUCAUGUGUCUCCAUGGAGAGGCUUCUUAUUUCAGUUUUGUAGCAGUGACUUAUAUAGAUUAUGGUAAUAAGACAAUUCCAAAAGAUUACAGAGUUUCAGUUUAGUCUUAAAAAGUUAUCAAGAA
Brassica napus (rape) is the source of this 1489-nucleotide messenger RNA. RefSeq names its product ADP-ribosylation factor GTPase-activating protein AGD12-like. The transcript has 9 exons. The coding region runs from base 199 to 1167 and encodes 322 amino acids. Gene Ontology annotation, molecular function: phospholipid binding; GTPase activator activity. NCBI's taxonomy places the organism in Eukaryota, Viridiplantae, Streptophyta, Magnoliopsida, Brassicales, Brassicaceae. The record is from RefSeq and is a predicted model, not a curated record.